This is a messenger RNA of Lottia gigantea (owl limpet), 1437 nucleotides long. RefSeq lists its product as hypothetical. Bases 1 to 1437 code for a protein of 478 amino acids. The transcript has 12 exons. The record is from RefSeq and is a predicted model, not a curated record. NCBI's taxonomy places the organism in Eukaryota, Metazoa, Mollusca, Gastropoda, Lottiidae.
AUGGUGGAAGUUAAGAGGUAUUGUAAUCUUAUUGGCUGUGCUGCAGUCAUGAUGACUAUAUGUGUACCGUAUUUUUUCGGUAAUUUGAUAACCAAUACAAUAUCAUAUCUCUAUUUUCUAGGUAAUUUGAUAACCUAUACAAUAUCAUAUCUCCAUAGUCGUGGCUUGUAUGAUGAAUCGAAUCUUGGAGAUGAAAAUUGGAUUCUAGCACCAGUAGCAAUGCUGCAUGGCGUUGGGACAUUUCUUGGUGCUUGUUUACACAAGAGACUUCACAUAAAGUGUUGCUUUUUAAUACCAUGUGGUAUUUUUCUGUGGGGGUUUUUACUAACAUAUUACACAGUGUCCUACAGUAUAUGGUCGAUAGCUCUGACUUUUGGUGGUAUAUCUGGGGCAGCUUCGGGGAUGAGUUAUGCAUUGUCUGUGUAUGUGGCUACCCAGACAUUUUCAGAGAGGGUAGGCACAGCAACAUCAAUAAUUCUAACGGGUUUUAGUUCAGGAGGUAUAUUUCUUAAUGCACUGAUUACUCUGAUUAUAAAUCCCAAGAACCUGUCACCAAAUAUGGAACUAAACAAAUAUAGAAUUUUUAACCAAACAGAAAUAAUAGACAGAGUUCCAUCAACGUAUAUAUAUCUAGGAAUUAUAUUGGCAUCUAUUCAGUUGAUUGGGAGUUUGCUAAUCACCAAACCAGAUUCCACAACUCAUACAAAUUAUGAAGUACUGAACGAAAAUCAAUCAUCUUCACAAUCGGUUGAACCAGUAGACGUGACCACAAAGGAGAUACUGAAAGAUGUUAGAAGUUAUACUCUGUGGUUUAUAGUUUGUUUUGGUGUGACAACUCCUGUCUUAAUCCAGUCGGUAUAUAAGAAUUUUGGUCAAAACUUCAUUGAUGAUGACCAGUUUCUUGCUACCGUGGGCUCAACUCUUGCCUUUUCGAAUAUAUUUUUUAGGCUGGCUGUUGGUAUAUCGGCUGAUAAAUGUGGUAUUAAGAUGACAUUUCUAUGGACGUAUAUUCCUUGUAUCAUCUUGUUGUUUACAAUUUAUCAAGUUCAGUUUCUACCUAGAAUAUGGUAUUUAAUUUGGGUGAACGCCUUGUCCUGUUUACUAUCCAAUGUAUUUAUCUUAUUACCCAUUUCUGUCAGGCAGUUGUUUGGCUCAAAACAUUUUAUGAUGAACUAUGCUGUAUUUUGGAAUGGUGCUGCACUUGGUGGAUUCGCAUUACCACUAACAGUAAAAUAUUUAGUAACUAUAGGUUGGCAAACAUUAUUCUUCGUAUUUGGUGGAGUUGUCUCUCUUAGUACUGUGUUGGUUAUGCUGUUAAAGUUACCUUUAUUUCCAAAAUGUAAUAAAAAUGUAAAGGACUCUCUUAUAGAGUUAAAACCCCAAAUGAACGACAAAGACAAUGUGAAAGAGGAUGGUAACUGUUCUGUUUCUGAUUGA